CAGGAAGGAGACAUGAAUGUGUGACAACAGGGUUCAGAUUUUUGCUCCGUGUUUAGAUUUACCUUGACAGCGUUGGACGCUGAAUUUCACAGCGCAUUUGGUCGAAAAAAGUCAUGGGGGAUGAUUCCGCAGAAAUAGAGCCCGGUGUUUUAGAAAAUGUACAGUUGGCUAUCAGGAGGAACAUAGAAUUAGCCUUCAUCAAGAAAGGGAACAUUGAGUUCAGGGGGGACCGCUCAGAGGCUAGAAUUUUGGCUCUCUCAGUACAUCGGUUCUAUGUCCUUACCAGCACCAAGAAUGGCUGCAAGGUGGAUUUUAGUAUGCAUGUUUUGGAAAUACAGAAAAUUGAAAGUAGUAAACCUCUCUUGUUAACAAUGUUAUGCGGGGACAAGCCACAUUAUUUCAGACUUUUUCAACCCAAAGAUUGCACAGAGAUCAUUGCUCACAUCUUGGUUGCUCUUAAAUCAAACUUUCCGUCGGGUAACCCAGACCGUUCUCUAAGGGUGGUGUAUGGACCGCCAGAAGAGAGUGACAUGAGGCAAGAACAGGUGACCACACUGGCCAACAACUUGCGGAAUACAGGAGGAGAUGUGGAGAUUGGACCUUGUGGUGGAUUUUCUAAAGUGUAUGUGUCAAUGUGUGAUUUCUAUGGACACCCACAUCUGGAUGAAGUUGUUUGGGAUAUUGACACAAUUUACUUAUCACUCAAUACCAAAGAGUUGAACAUUCAAGACUUUGACCAUCUUGAGCACAAGGAUUUGGUUCCUUUUAUUUCAACUCUUGAGUACAACGAUUGGUUCACUAAAGUGACAUGUGACUCAUAUAAACUGGGAUCAGAAGUCUGCGAUGCCAUUAUCAGAGCUGUGAGGAAGUCCACAACAGUAGAAGAACUAGUACUUGAUAGUGCUGGUUUUGGCAGGGAUUAUUGUCAGAAACUUGCAAUGGCUCUCACUUCAAAUCCCAAAACAGCUUUGCACUCCCUGAGUUUAAAUAUGAACUCCAUUGAGGAUAGAGGUUUAACACACCUAGCCGGUGCUUUCAGUAAACUUCCUCAUGGUUUGGUCUUUCUUUCUCUUGCUGACAAUGGAAUCACAUCAAAAGGGGCUUCUUCUCUGGGUCAGGCCUUAAAAACAAGCAAAUAUAAUGAAAGCUCUUUGCAAAGACUAGAUCUGAGCAAAAAUCCUCUCAAAGGAGAUGGAGUUGCUGGUCUGUGUGAUUUCUUAGCCAAGCCAAAUAUGCUGACCCAGUUGGAUCUCUCAUAUACUGAAUGUCCUCUUGACCUGUUAUUUGGUGCUCUCAUCCGAGGCUGCAUUCAACACUUGGCAACCAUCAAUCUGGCCGGUAACAGUUUUACCUCAAAGAAAACUAAAGAUGUCGAUGUUCCACCUUCAUUCAAACAGUAUUUUAGCACCACCCAGGCUCUGAAAUUUUUGGAUGUGUCAGACUGUAAGUUACAUACUGACGCCAUCAGAGCAAUUCUUGAAGGACUUCGUGAAAACGGAGUACUUUGUGAAGUUGAGCUUAACCUAAGCAACAAUGAGCUCAGAGGUUCUGGAGCGAAAGCAAUUGCAGACAAUAUAGCCCACCUGAAAUGUGUCAGCAGGUUGAACAUUAGUGAUAAUGGAUUUGACAUGGACUUAAUUCCGAUUCUCGAGAAGCUGUCAUCAAACAAGACACUGAGAUAUCUAAACUUGGGACAGAAUAUGAAACAAAGGAGCUCAACUGCAGUUAUGGAGGCACUGGUGCAACUGAUAUCUGAGGAAAAUUCACAUCUCGAAUCAAUCUCGUUAGCCGAUUCCAAACUUAAACAUGACAUCAUUCCGUUACUAGAUGCUCUUGGAACAAAUGAAACAUUAAAAGAACUUGACAUCAGUGGAAACCAAAUCGGAGACGAGGGAGCACGCAUUCUGGCUAAAGCUCUUCAAAUCAACAGCAAACUGAGAACACUCGACUGGGACAAGAAUGGGACAACUCAUAGAGGUGUUGCUGACAUUGCAGCAGCCUUGGAAAGCAACCACACACUUCUUUCCAUGCCCAUGCCUCUUCACGAUGCUACACAGUCGCUCAAACCACAGACGGAGCAGCAUUUGAGAAAGAUCGAAAAGUUGUUGCUGAGGAAUCAGUCUCCGCACAAAGUAGUAACAGAACAGGCCUACAGAUUACAACAAGGCUUGCUGCUCACUUCCACACAGCAACAGAUGGUAGACCGGCUUGUAGUACAGUUACAGGACCUCGUGAGCGCGCUCCGAACCUCCAAAGAUCCGGAUGUGAAGAACGAAAUUAAAACUGCAAACAAUUUUAUACAGGAUGCAGACAAACUUAAACAGCUGCUACUGAAGUUCCAUUUGUGCACAAGUGACAGUGAUGUUGAAGCCAGAUUUGCUGAGCUGGCAGGGGAGUUUUACAAGGCAGCUGAAGAGAAGAUGAAGAAUAAUAUGGAUAAGAUGAUUGAUUGUGCCAAAGAAGUUUGUCCGUAUAUCACCUCCUCAGACGAUGUUCAAAGCCGUCUACUGGCUGUUGUACAAGGCAAGUCAAGUCUGAAUGAAACUUUUGUGGAAGAAGUGAUUCUUACUCGAGCUGCAGCUGGUAUUGCCAAUAGAUUAAGCGAAGACAAGCUUACAGUGGCAUCUGUCAUGGCGGACACGAUCAUGGAGAUUGUGAUACAUCAGCUGGAAAAUAGUGUCAAUAAACUGGACCUCCUUCUCAGAGAACACCGAAGCAAAAUGGAAGAUAAGGACACGGAGACUGAGAAGAGCGUUGAAGAAGACGAUGUGGCAGCGGCGGCUCGCAAAGCUCGUAAUCGCUUGAGCGCGGCCCAACUUACUGUGCCUGCAGGGGCUGGAACAGAGGGGGGUGGAAGGAGCCACAAGAGAAGACCCACAGUGAACAGACGGCCAGCAUCCAACAACAGGCUGGUCGAGGAAGACGAGAAGGUCGUCAAGGAAGUCGAGGAUAAGGUGAAAACAGGGGAAGAAGAAGAAAAACGUCAAGUAGCCAAGGAUGAAGUUGAAGGAAAGUCGCUGCCUCAAGGGGUCGUCCCAGUCAAAGCUGAUUUCAACGAUUUGGAGAUGAAGACCUCAGGGCUGAAGCACUUAGGCAAGGAUCGCGCUCGGCCCCCACAAAAAAGGCGCCUCCCCACCCGACCCUCCAACAGGCCAGCUGUCGCUCAGGACGAGAGUAAAGAAAAUGAAGGUAUCGAGGCAUUCUGGACCAACACAGUGCAAGAGCCGCCGAAAGUUGAAGGUACGCCUGAGAAAACCGUAAAGAAGACAUCAGCGACUAAAACGCCACCAGCAACUUCAAGCAAAACACCUCCUCCUAAACCUGCACCCAAACCGAAACCUUCACCCAAGGCUAAAGAGAAUGAGGAACAUAAAAAGUCGAGUUGGAAGCCAAGGUGAGUAAAGAUCCACUUACUAUUGACCUAGUAGUACAUCGUGAGAGAUUUUAGGGAAAAAAGGCAGUUUU
Molecule: messenger RNA, 3465 nt
Organism: Stylophora pistillata
Lineage: Eukaryota; Metazoa; Cnidaria; Anthozoa; Scleractinia; Pocilloporidae
Biological process (GO): regulation of Arp2/3 complex-mediated actin nucleation; cell migration
Cellular component (GO): lamellipodium; plasma membrane
Molecular function (GO): protein binding
Source: RefSeq, a predicted model, not a curated record